Molecule: messenger RNA, 2219 nt
Organism: Stylophora pistillata
Lineage: Eukaryota; Metazoa; Cnidaria; Anthozoa; Scleractinia; Pocilloporidae
Product: palmitoyltransferase ZDHHC23
Biological process (GO): protein targeting to membrane; peptidyl-L-cysteine S-palmitoylation
Cellular component (GO): endoplasmic reticulum; Golgi apparatus
Molecular function (GO): protein-cysteine S-palmitoyltransferase activity
Source: RefSeq, a predicted model, not a curated record
GUGGCAUUAAGUAUGGGCUAAGAUCUUAGGAAAAAAAAUUUUUUCUUUUCCUUGUUGCACCAAUUUAAACAUUUGGAUUAUAACUUGGUUAUAAUCCCGGCGGAGACAUUCGAAUCCCCUGUUAAUAUCCUUAAUUAGACUUUUUCUUCGGCUAAUCACUUUCCUGAAUAGGUGAAGCACCUGAAUUCUUAAGAUGUUAUCUUGCUCUAAGUUUUUCCUCCUACUCUGGUAGUGGCCUUUAGUGCAGUGUUUUGGGAAGAAGUUUUUGUGAAUAAGGUACGGGGACGGUCGUUGGUAAUUUUGAAUUGAUCCUCCUAUGUCUUCCGCCGAACGUCGCUUAAGAAGUGGGAUCUUCAGUUACGUCGUGAGCGUUGAGGGCGUGGCUGAAGUUCAGUACUCCCCCAUAAAGUCAUUAUUAUCCCUGAGUGCUGACCAGAAGAAAUGGUCAAAGGGUGUUUGAUGAUUUUUUUCAGUUAUCAGUUAACUUGGAGCUGUCGACUGCUUAAAAGGCGGGAGGAAAUCCACCCCUGUGACGGGGAUUGGCGCAAGAUCAUUGUAUUAUAGUUGAGGAAUGUUACACCACAUUCUAAGAUUGUUAUUCAUUGCGGGCUCAAUAAAAUGGCCGAUGGGUAGGUGCCAAACAAUUCUCCUAGUCUGCGGUUCGAUGCCCGCGCCCGGCGUUUUAGUUACAUUUUUACAAUGCAGCAUAACAUGAAAAGGAAGAGCCUGUAGCGCCUACUUCUCGGUGAAAAAUGGCAACAGAUCCUUCCCCUUUGUGUUGUUGUGAAUUUCGUAACCUUCAUGGCCAUAGAACGCACUUACUCGCCUUCUGUUGUGAGUGCGAUGAACUAGACAACGCCGUGGAUCAGUGCCUUCAAGGAAACAAAGUUUCAAAGCAAAAACUGCAUGAUAUAUCUAUGGUUAUUUCUGAUCGCAUUCGUAUUCCUUGGUUUAAUGGCGCCCAGAAAUUGGAAUUCGACUAUGUUGUUCCAAUUCUUUUCUUAGGCAUAUCUCUCUACUUUGCAAGUAACAGUCUAGUCUUUACGGUGCUAGCUCUGGUCUAUGUUCCGGUCUUCAUCCUUAUUUAUUAUAUUUAUGUGCUCAACCAACGUAAAAGGACCUGGUUCUUCGUAAGUUGGACUUUAACAUCUCUUGUUGGUAAUUUUAUUCUAUAUAUUGCUUAUGUAGCUCCCUUCAAUUCCUACCUUAAUUCUUCGGUCCUCUCUCUUGGGUUUGGUCUUGUUUUGUCGUUAUACUUGCGUGUGAUAUUCUCAAGGAGGCUCUUAAAUAUGUACGCUUUGAGCUCUAAGCCCCCUUCUCUUAACAAUGCAAAUCACAAUGACACAGAUUAUAAGGAUCUAAACUGCUGUUUCUGUACAGAAGGACCUUUUAUCAGGGCAAAGCAUUGUAGGAUUUGUGGUUACUGCGUUCCAAGAUCCGACCAUCAUUGUGUUUGGACAAACUGUUGUAUUGGACAGCACAACCACCAUUCCUUCCUUGCUGCUAUAGUUAUUUUUUUGGGUACUGGACUAUGGGGAGUCUAUCUCUCUAUUUUCACUAUCUGUUCAUCUAAAGACAACAGCAUUUUCCAUGUAGAUUGCUCAAAUGUCUACUUUAAUUCCAGGUCUUCUUUCGUGUUUGUUGCAUGUUGGUACACAAUCAUCUUCAUAUUAGGCAUGUGUGGGCUCCUGUUUCAACAGCUUGUAUUUGUUAGCCUUAAUUUGACUGGUGAUGAGUUCAGAAGGUCUUCAAAGAAGAAGUCAUUUUGUGAAGUGAUGAGGACACAUAGCUAUAACAAAGGAUUUGUUAGGAACUGGAUUCAUUUUUUAUUUCCACAAGACAUCAGCUCUUUUGAGGAAGAAGUAGUUUAGAAAUAUGUGCUUGGUUAUAAAAUGUUUAGUGUAAAAAAUGAGCUUCUGAGGGACCUAUUUUCGUCCUUUGAUAACAGGAGCAGAAAUAAGGUGGAGGAGAGGGGGGUUGUGAGGGAUUUAACUAAAAAAGAAAGAAGAAAGAAAGAGAAAGAGACAGUUGUGGACAAACCAAAAUGAUUGCUAUUAAGUCAACCUAGUUUCUGACUCAUUCAGUACAUUGUUACUGACAGCUGAAGAUCCAUGGAAAACAUUUCCUGUACCAAAGGUUAUGAAUUAAAACAUAACCAAAGUAAAGCGUGCGCUCUGAUUGGUCAAUUUAGCGUCCCCCAUGCCCAUGGGUGUACGCUG